This is a messenger RNA of Sphaerulina musiva SO2202, 1818 nucleotides long. RefSeq lists its product as uncharacterized. The transcript is spliced from 4 exons. NCBI's taxonomy places the organism in Eukaryota, Fungi, Ascomycota, Dothideomycetes, Mycosphaerellales, Mycosphaerellaceae. The record is from RefSeq and is a predicted model, not a curated record. The coding region runs from base 491 to 1555 and encodes 354 amino acids.
GUUGUUCUUAUUAGAACUACAUGUACCUACUACCUGACUACUACUUCAUACCUCUGCCUCCCAGCUCCUUAUCAAUCUCCCUCCCUCUACACAUCCCGUCCGUUCUUUGUCAGUCGGCAUCCCUCCUAUCCCGACUGCUAGUUCUACUCACUUUUAAACAAAAUCACCCGUGGCUCGAGCACUCUCCCGCACACGUACACGCACACGCACACCUAUACCCACACGCACACCCACGCCCACGCCUACCUACAUACCUCGAUCCCCCGCCGACUCCAGUAUUCCUGCAGAGAAAGCCGAUGCUCCGUUGUGCAAACUGCCCAUCGCCUCAAUACACCAGAUAGCGGCACUGAAUAGCAUUGGAUAGUCUUCCCAUUACAACGAUUGCAUCUGGCCCAUAUACCGCUCUUUCGGUGCGUGCAGCCACGGGAACAGCCUUCCUGUCUGCGUAUACCAGAAUCGGAGCUACUACAUCGAUUGCUGAAAAGCACCAAUGAACCAACGACAUGUACGACAGUCUUCGCAGGGACGAAAGGCACUACGACCCGCGCCCUUGACGCAACGGAGGAGUUAUAAUGCUCAGGCUGCUUCCAGCCAUGUCCAAUCGAAUUCUGCUGCCCCGCCCGUGUCGUCCCCAAGAAAGGCUGCAGGACCGGGCUGGAGCAGCUCCAAAGCAGCAUCAGAGGGGACAAUUAUCCCAAAGGACGAGGACGAGGAGUUUGGCAUGACGAGCUUCUUGCAGUUCUGCACCACCUGUGAGAGGCAGAUCGUCACUCCGAAUCCGAGCAUACUGUAUUGCUCAUCCGAAUGCCGGCGACGGGACUCUCGACCCACAUCACUCCAGGACAUCCAGACGAUACAAUAUGCCAUGCAUUCGCCUCCGCCGCUGUCGGCGACAAAUUCAUAUUUCGAUCGCCCGCCACCCGAAAUCGUGCCUUCCAUGUUACCAACCGUGGUACGGCCCAUGUCCCAAACCUUCUCCGAGCUGUCCCUUGGUGAUUACAACAACUCACCUUCCGACCACGACUCUGGUAGCGAAGCAGCAUAUCGAGAAUGCAAAGUCACAAACUACCUCGACCAAUUCUAUUCCGGCUUCAGCCAGUCUGCCAAGCAACAACGACCGAGAACGAAGCGAACAUCGACAACGAGUACUGGUACCCGCAGUGGUGGCGAUAGCAGCAUCAACCUGCCCUCGCUCUCCCACUCUCCGAGCUCAUCAUACGGCACUGUGGCUUCUGUGGCGUCUGUCCGACCGAUCAUGAAGCAAAAUCCCUUCUCGAGUACCUUCACCACGAAGAGCGUCGACCUCGUCAUGCCACACAAUGCCACAGCAAGCACGAGCCCGACGCAAUUACUCAAAGAUGCGAGUUCCAAGAGCAGUGCCAGCACUCUGACUUCUUUCCGAGUAGCCGAAGCGAGCGAUACCAGCUACUUGGGUGUCCUCUCACCCAAUCCCAAGAGAAAGUCUACUCGAGAAAGAGCGGAUGAUAAUUUGAAGCAAUUAUUCCGACACGAUGCCAUGAAAGCUUCACCCAAGUCAAGUAAGCAUCGUAAUUAAUCAAAGAUACGAACAUGGCAUACCUAUACAUUACACGAUAGAUUGUGAGUCAGGUCAGCAUGGAUUUUCCGGUUGUUUUGUUUUUUUCUAUUUAGCGAUGGGGAGCGAUGGAGAAUUUGGAUAGAUGGGUGUGGAUGAGGGAGUGAGGGAGAAGUGACAUUUCCCCCUCCCCCCCAAUAAAAAAGUUUCGGUCGGGCAUAGGCACAGGCGUCUUUUUCGAGCAAGGGAAGGUAAAGAGGUGGGAAAGAAUAUUUGGUAUUCAG